Molecule: messenger RNA, 537 nt
Organism: Lycium barbarum (goji berry)
Lineage: Eukaryota; Viridiplantae; Streptophyta; Magnoliopsida; Solanales; Solanaceae
Product: secreted RxLR effector protein 161-like
Exons: 1
Coding region: 1-537 (178 amino acids)
Source: RefSeq, a predicted model, not a curated record
AUGAAAGAUCUAGAUAAGACAAAAUUUUGUCUUGGCCUACAAAUUGAGCAUUUGUCAAAUGGAAUAUUUGUCCAUCAAUCAACAUACACUGAAAAGGUUUUAAAGCGUUUUUACAUGGAUAAAUCACAUCCAUUGAGUACCCCGAUGGUUGUGAGAUCGCUUGACAUAAAUAAAGAUCCAUUUCGACCUAAGGAAAAUGAUGAAGAGCUCAUUGGUGAUGAAACUCCAUAUCUCAGUGCAAUUGGGGCAUUGAUGUAUCUAGCCAAUAAUACCCGACCAGAUAUAUGUUUUGCAGGGAGUUUAUUGGCAAGAUUCAGCUCCUCCCCAACAAAAAGACAUUGGAAUGGUGUUAAGCAUAUAUUCAAAUAUCUUCAAGGAACAAUUGAUGUGGGAUUAUUUUAUUCUUAUGAAUCCAAGUCAGAUAUGAUCGGUUUUGCAGAUGCAGGAUAUUUGUCUGACCCACAUAAAGUCCGAUCUCAAACAGGCUAUUUAUUUACAUAUGGAGGUACAACUAUAUCAUGGCGUUCGAUGAAAUAA